This is a messenger RNA of Tarenaya hassleriana, 1510 nucleotides long. Its product is annotated as probable protein phosphatase 2C 30. Gene Ontology annotation, molecular function: protein serine/threonine phosphatase activity. The record is from RefSeq and is a predicted model, not a curated record. The transcript is spliced from 4 exons. Gene Ontology annotation, biological process: protein dephosphorylation. The coding region runs from base 101 to 1180 and encodes 359 amino acids. NCBI's taxonomy places the organism in Eukaryota, Viridiplantae, Streptophyta, Magnoliopsida, Brassicales, Cleomaceae.
ACCAAGUCACCAAAAGAAAAAUCCCUAUUUUUGCUUUCAUCUCUCAAGAUUCCGAUUCCCUGAGAUCGUUCAGACGGAAAAUCACAGAGACAGCUUCGCGAUGUCUGCAGCAGUGACGGCUCCGACAUCGCCGGUGUUCUUGUCGCCGCAGUCGCCGGUUUUCUCCCCGACGGCGGCGGCCAAAACUUCGCCGUCUUCUCCUCGACUGUUGUUGACGCCGGAGCUGACGUGUCAGGCAAGGAGGCACUACAGGUCUGUGUCUGAUCACGAGACUUCGCUGAAGAGGAAGAGACCGCCGAGGCUUGACGUCGGGGCGGCGGUUACGACGGCGGCUGCAUGGAAUGCGGCGGAAGCGGUGGAGGAGACGCCGAGAGCGGAGGAUAUAGCCGUGGAUGAAGAUGGUUACUCGGUCUACUGCAAGAGAGGUAAGCGAGGACCAAUGGAAGAUCGUUAUUUCGCUUUGGUCGAUCCCAAAGGUGCACAUAUACAGGGAUUGUUUGGUGUAUUGGACGGGCAUGGAGGAGCCAAGGCAGCCGAAUACGCGGCAAUGAAUUUGGAUAGAAACAUUAAAGAAGGGUUAGAGCAAUGUUACGGGGAAGAAGGGUGGAUGGAGAGAGGGAUAAGGGUAGGAUACCUAAGAACGGACGAGGAGUUCUUGAAGCAGGGAGUGAGAGGAGGCACUUGCUGCGUCACAGCUUUGAUAUCUAACGACGAAGUCGCUGUUUCCAACGCCGGUGACUGCCGAGCGGUCGUGAGCCGCCAUGGAGCGGCCGAGCCUCUCACUUCCGACCAUCAUCCUUCCGUCGAAAACGAGCUGAAGAGGAUCGAAGCAUUGGGUGGUUAUGUGGACUGCUGCAAUGGCGUAUGGCGAAUUCAGGGGACGUUAGCCGUCUCACGAGGAAUCGGAGAUCGAUAUCUCAAGCAAUGGGUAACAGCCGAACCCGAGACCAAAACCUUACACAUCAAACCCGAGCUCGAGUUCUUGAUCUUAGCAUCUGAUGGCCUUUGGGACAAGGUAACGAACCAGGAAGCGGUCGAUAUGGUCCGACCGUGGUGCGUAGGCUUAGAGAAUCCGAAGACUCUUUCAGCAUGCAAGAAGCUAGCAGAGCUAUCAGCUGAAAGAGGGUGUUUGGAUGAUAUAAGUAUCAUCAUAGUUCAUCUCCAACGUUUUGUUCCAUGAUUUCUCAAUCCAUUAGGUCGUAGUUACUAAAAUCUUGAUUCCAUAUGCAUUACAUAUAUAUAAUUAUGUAAAUACAUACGUAAAUAGCGUGUUAUUAUUGGGGACACAAAACGCUAAUAUAUUGGCGUAUGGUUUAUUUUUAGGGAGUUAUAAUGUAAAUGCACCACAAACAACGUUUCUAUUAUGGUAGUUCGUCUACACUCCGGAUGACUAUUUAUUUAUUUAUUGGGCCUUUAAUAAGGCUCAAUGAAAAAUAAUUUUUUUUAUUAGGCUGUAUUCAAGAAUCUGUAGGCCCAUUAUAAGCUAAUGAAAGCCCAAUAUUCCUUGAUU